AUGAGGCCCAGCAUUCUCUGGCUCCUGAGUGUUGUGGGCCUCAGCCAGGCAGACAGGGAGAAGAUCUUUAAUGGUGUUGAGUGUGUGAAGAACUCACAGCCUUGGCAGGUGGGGCUGUUCCAUGGCAAAUACCUGCGCUGUGGUGGUGUCCUUGUGGACCGCAAGUGGGUCCUUACAGCUGCUCACUGCAGUGGCAAAUACGUGGUGCGCCUUGGGGAACACAGCCUCACCAAGCUGGACUGGACGGAACAGUUGAGGCUCACCACCUUCUCCAUAACGCACCCCAGCUACCAGGGUGCCCAUAAGAACCAUGAGCAUGAUCUUCGACUCCUGCGGCUGGGUAGACCCAUCCGAAUCACCCACGCCGUCCGGCCACUGGCCCUGCCCAGCUCCUGUGCACCUAUGGGGGCCAAGUGUCAUAUCUCAGGAUGGGGUACCACGAACAAGCCAUGGGAACCAUUCCCAGACCGGCUUCAGUGCCUCAACCUCGCCAUUGUCUCCAAUGACACAUGCUGGGCCGUGUUCCCUGGAAGAGUGACGGAGAAUAUGCUGUGUGCGGGUGGUGAAGCCGGGAAGGAUGCUUGUCAGGGCGACUCUGGAGGACCCCUGGUGUGUGGAGGGGUUCUUCAAGGGCUGGUUUCCUGGGGAUCCGUUGGACCUUGUGGACAAAAGGGCAUUCCAGGAGUCUACACCAGGAUCUGCAAAUACGUGGACUGGAUCAGAGCGGUCAUCAGAAACAACUAGCUGCAUCCCCUGUCUGCAUAGCGCUCCUGCCUGCACGCAGCGCUGCUUAAGGCCGCUCUGACCCUCGGAGCACCGGCGUCUCCUCCCUCGACACUCCAAGCUGCUCCCACCCUUGUGAGCUUGGAGCCUCUUGAAACCUCAAGUGUGCCUAUGAAAGUGGAAAGGGGCCUGUCUAACUGUCUGGAAUAAAAGUUAU
Molecule: messenger RNA, 940 nt
Organism: Psammomys obesus (fat sand rat)
Lineage: Eukaryota; Metazoa; Chordata; Mammalia; Rodentia; Muridae
Gene: Klk12
Product: kallikrein related peptidase 12
Exons: 5
Coding region: 1-744 (247 amino acids)
Biological process (GO): proteolysis
Molecular function (GO): serine-type endopeptidase activity
Source: RefSeq, a predicted model, not a curated record